AUCUGCAAAACAGCUCAAAGGAUAUGGCUCAGAAUAUUAUAUAUAGUCCUUGAGAAGGAACUAAAGAUCCUUGAUUUGUUAAAUGACAAAGCCAUUACUUUGCCUUGCUUAACUCUUUUCCUUUCUGCAUUUUCUCACUUUUCUAAUUAAAUUUAUUCUUUGGAACUCAGGGAAGGCCUAGGACACUAAAGUUUUUCUGCAAACAGCCGGCAAAGGACAUGGGGGAGGAGGGCCUGUUCUGGGAAGGCCCCAUAGGGUCCUCAGUUACACUACUAUCCACCUAUUAGAAUAUUUAAAAUCUUAAAAACACUGAUAACACCAAGCGCUGACAGGAUAUGAAGCAACAGAGACUCUCAUUCUUUGACGGUACAGCCACUUUGGAAGACAGUCUUGCAGUUUCUUACAAAACUCAACAUACUCUUACCAUACGAUCUAGUAAUCACGCUCCUUGGUAUUUACCCAAAUACGUGGAAAACUUACAUCCAUGCAAAAAUCUGAACAGGUGUGUAAAGUAGCUUUAUUCAUAACUGCCAACACUUAGAAGCAAUCAAGAUGUCCUUCGUAGGUGAAGGGAUAAACUUAAUUCAUCAGACAAUGGAAUGUCAUUCAGUGUUAAAAGCAUACAAGCUGUCAAGACAUGAAAAGACUUAAGUGGAAGAAGCAAAUCUGAAAAGACUAUGACUCCAACCACAAGGCUGGAAAAGGCAAAACUAUGGGGGCAGCACAAAGUUAAGCACUUGCCAAGGGUAGGAGAGAUGAAGAGGAUUAAGGCAGUGGCACUAUAAUGGUGGACAUAUGACAUCAUACCUUUGCCAAAACUCAUGGAAGGUACACACCAAGAGUAAGCCCAACGUGAACUAUGGACUGAGUAGCAACGAUGCGUAGAUUCAUUGAUAAGCAAAGGUGCCACACUGGAUAAUGACAGUGGAAGUGACUGUAUGGGUGGGGGGGGCAGAGAUAUAUGCGAACUCUGUACUUAAUUUUGCUGUGACCCUAAAAUCCUUUAAAAAUAGCCUAAAAAAUAAAUUAACAAAAAUAACCACGUUUAAAUGAGAAGAAAAAAGGUUGCCGAGGAAAGGAGGAAAUGAGUGUGAAUAUGAACGAGUGAUGAAAAAGAAAAAUUAAGGAGAGGGCUCUUGCACUGGGUUUAUGACAAUAAAAUGCCACGGGAGUUCCUGAGCAAUGGAAUUGGCAGCAUCUCAGCAGUGCCAGGGCUCAGAUUCUGUCCAUGGCCCCACACAAUGGGUUAAAGGAUCUGGCAUUGUCACUGCUGCAGCUUGGGUGUAGUUUGCAACUGUGGCUGGGAUCUGAUCCCUAACCUGGGAACUCCAUUUGCUGAGGGGCAGCCAAAAAGAAAAAAAAAAAAAAGAAAUGCCAUGAAAUGUGGAUUGAACUCAAUGCUCACCUUCAAUCUAAGAGAACGAAAAUGAGAUUUUUAUAUGUACAUGCUCUGUAAUCAUAAAUAUAUCAGAUUUAGCAUUCGGAUUUUUUUUUUUUCUUUUUAAGGCUGCACCUGCAGCAUAUGGAGGUUCCCAGGCUAGGGGUCGAAUCCGAACUGUAGCUGCUGGCCUACACUACAGCCACAGCAACGCAGAAUCUGAGCCACAUUUGCGACCUACACUACCGCUCACAGCAACACAGAAUCCUUCACCCACUUUGGGAGGCCAGGGAUGGAACCUGUGUCCUCAUGGAUGCUAGUCAGAUUCGGUUAACCGCUGAGCCACGACGGUAACUCCAGCAUUUGGGGUCUUUAUAUUUCCUUCAGUAUAUACUGAUUCUCACCUCACUUGUUCACAUUUUGAACUUACCUCCUUAUGACUAUGAAGUAAUCCUCUAAAGUAAGGCUAGAAUCUGAAUUCAACUUUUCUAUACAUCCCCGCAGAAAGAAUUGGUUUUAUGCUUUUCCAUAGCUUCGCAUGUCUUUUUGUUUCAACCCUAAAACACCUAAUAUGCUCUCCAUUAAUGCACUGGAACUGAUACCCAGGGAUGGCCCUUUUCGGUCAUUACUUCCUCACACUUGGUGCCGACGGGCGGCGCUAGGGCGCAAUAACUAAUACUGACUUCGCCCUUCCACCGAUCUCAUGUGGGAGGGGCAGCGGAGUCAAGGGUCAGCUUCGGCUCCUAUUCCCUGAUUUCCAGUAACUUAUCUCCCAAAGACCGCUGCAGGAAGAAGCUUAAAGUCUCUCAGGCGAUUUUCCUGAUCAGGGGAAUUCAGCGUUAAAAAGAGAAACAGCGCAGAGGCGCAGAUCCUCGCCGUUUGCAAGUUUCCGGCAGGAAGGAUGAUUCUAACUGAAGACUAAAUCCAACUCUCUGGCUCUUUGGGAAAGUCCAGGUUUUAGGAAACUCAAACUCGCCUCAAGAAAGCUCCGCAUCAGCGGUGCAGGUGACCAUAGGAGACGACUUGGGAAACCGCGACCUCUCACGGUUUUUGGAUUAGAAGACUCGCCCUUUCCUCCACGGCGCCACCAGGCGGCGCACCAGAGCGGUGGGAGACUGCGCGUGCGCGGCUGGCGGACCGUUCCGCAGACAAUGCUUCCAGCCGCCUCCGUCUUUCUCAGCAGCAUGAAGACCGGCGAGGACGCCAGAGGAGCGCGCAGCGAGGGGUCGCAGAACUUAGGCCUAUGCGUCCUCUGUGGCCUGCCCGCAGCCGGAAAGUCAACCUUCGCGCGUGCCCUCCGCCACCGGCUGCAGCUGGAGCAGGGCUGGGCGGUGGGCGUCGUCGCCUAUGAUGACGUCAUGCCGAACGUGUUCCUGGAGGAGGUGACUGCACGCCCAUUGCCAUCCCAGUGGAAGUUGCUUCGCCAGGAACUGUUGAAGUACCUCGAAUGCUUCUUGCUGGCUGUCAUUACUGGGUGUCAGAUGUCUGCCCCACCCAGUAGGACUCAAGCCAUGUGGGAAGAUUUUAUAACCUGCUUGAAGGAUCAAGAUCUGAUAGCUAGUGCAGCACUCGAGGCCCAGUCUCAGUACCUCUUAACGAAGACUGCUGUUUCUAGACCUUUGCUUUUGAUUUUAGAUGACAACUUUUAUUAUCAAAGUAUGAGAUAUGAAGUCUAUCAGCUGGCUCGGAAAUAUUCGUUAGGCUUUUGCCAGCUCUUUUUCGAUUGUUCUCUCGAGACCUGCUUACAGAGGAAUGGCCGGAGACCACAGCCACUGCCUGCCGAGACCAUCCGCCUGAUGGGAGGCAAGAUAGAAAAGCCCAACCCUGAGAAAAAUGCUUGGGAACACAACAGCCUCACAAUUCAGAGCCUGGCAUGUGCUCCAGAGGCCAGCCUGAAGCUGACUGAUUUAUUGCUCACUGCUUUGGAAAAUCCGAUAAAAUGCGUGGAGGAUGAUGUGGAACAAAAGGAAACAGACAGAAUCAUCUGUUCAACCAGCGUUCUUCAUCAGGCUGAUCAGACACUCCGAAGAAUUGUCUCUCAGACAAUGAAGGAAGCAAAAGUAAAUCAGGACAUCUUCUCAGAGGAAAUGACAUGUAAGCAGAGAUUGAUGAAAGCAAACAGCAGUCAUGCUGAUGUCUGGCUCAUUCCAGGCAAUGGACACAUCAUGUGUGAAGGCCCAUAGGUAAAGCUGGUCUGUUCUAGAGCAGAGACGAAGCCACUGAGUGUGGGGUGAAGUAAGGAAUGAGGAGAGGUGUUCAGGAGCCAGACACAAAAUCAAUGGGCUUUGAACAAGCUCAGUGCCUUGUCAGUCUGAAUGUGGAUGAACUAUGUGGCGAAUUAUAGUUUUAUAAAAUAAUUCCUUUGGGCGUUAAAUAUUGAACUCUUUGCUAUAUUUAUAAUUUGAUUUAAAAAAUAAGAGCAGCUUACCAUUUCUUGAACUCACUUUAUAUGCUAAGUGCCUUAUAAAUAUUGUUUCUAGUCUUUAGAAUCGGGCAUCAUUUUGUAAAUGAAGAAAUAGAAGGUUUCAGAGGUUAAGUAACUUGUCUGAGGCUGAACUCCAGCCACUAAAUAUGUGGGCAGCCUGGGUUGGAGUUAAGUCUGAAUCUUGUUUGUACUUCUGUUAUGCUCCCCGCCCCCACAUCACCGAAUUUAUUUAUUAAUGCCUUUAUAGAAACUUAGAACAUUGCAAAGAGAAACAGUAUACCAACAAUAGUUUUUGCAACUUUUUUUUUUUUUUUUUUGUCUUUUUAGGGC
This is a messenger RNA of Sus scrofa (pig), 4133 nucleotides long. NCBI's taxonomy places the organism in Eukaryota, Metazoa, Chordata, Mammalia, Artiodactyla, Suidae. The record is from RefSeq and is a predicted model, not a curated record.